Molecule: messenger RNA, 1089 nt
Organism: Camelina sativa (false flax)
Lineage: Eukaryota; Viridiplantae; Streptophyta; Magnoliopsida; Brassicales; Brassicaceae
Source: RefSeq, a predicted model, not a curated record
AUGGAUGUGAGGGGCAAAGGAGGGAGCAAUCACGAAGUUUCACCGACGAAACUGCCCUACCUUCCCCGAGAGUUAAUCACAGAAAUUUUCCUUCGAUCACAUGCUAGGUCAUUAGGGAGAUUCAGAUGCUUAUCAAAGCCUUUUCUCGCUCUGUUGUCCGAUCCCAACUUUGCGAGGAAACAUGUAGAUCAUAACACAGUACGUUUUGGCCACCGCAGACUUAUCCUAUCCUCUACUAAUAAUCUUAAUCUAUAUGAUUUGUUGUCCGAUCGUAACGCUGUACGUUGGGGACACCGUAGACCUUGUAAUAAUCUAUUAGCUGUGGAUUUUGAUUCGAUCCGUGAUGAUUGUGGAGGAAAUAGGGAUUUGACUGCCGUGGUACUAGAUAACCUGCUUAAAGAAGAUGAAUAUGACCUGAAAUUGGAUUCAGGUGUAAUAUCUAGAACAAGUAGCGUUUAUAUCUCCGUAUCUUCGAACGGGUUGGUGUUUGUGCAUAUGGCUUCGAAUGCGAGUGAUGUCUUCUUGUAUAACCCGACUACCGGAGAAUCCAAGAGAAUACCGGACGUGCCUGAAUAUCUGCGUUCCAGUUCCAGUGUAACUUGGUCUUGGUUUAGUUAUGGUUUUGGUUUUGAUCCUCUGACCAAUGAUUACAAAGUGGUGAGGUUUAAUGUUGAUAACGACAAUUAUGUCUACUCAUUGAAGAAAGAUUCGUGGAGGCGGAUAUGCAAUAUUCCUUGUAGAAGAGUCUAUUCCAGGACCUCUGUGGAACUCAACGGAUCGAUCCAUUGGAUUUCCCUGAUUAGUGGAGGAGAAUCUCAGAAAGUGGUUAUGGCAUUUGACCUUAACACAGAGAAGUUACGACUUAUGCCAUUGCCUGAUUUGACCGAGGAAUGUGACCAUAUCUAUGGGGGAUAUACGGUGGGCACUCUCAAAGGGCGUCUCUGUGUCGUUCGCUGGUGCUUAGAGAUGCAUGAUGUUAUAUGGGUAAUGAACGAGUACGGUGUCGGGAGUUCAUGGAGUAAGAUUCGAAUCGGCGUUUCCUACUGCCAAGUCAUGAUACCAUUGUGUGUGUUCCACCAGGAACGAUGA